CCUGAAUGUACAGCUGAAACCCAUUCCACAGAUGAUUUUAAGAUCGGUGAUCGCGUGUGGUUAGGAGGAACUAAACCAGGACGUAUAGCUUUUAUUGGUGAGACUAAGUUUGCAGCUGGUGAUUGGGCCGGUGUAGUGUUAGAUCAACCGGUUGGUAAAAAUGACGGUUCAGUUAACGGUGUUAAAUACUUUCAAUGUGAACCCAUGAAAGGGGUCUUUUCCCGGGUGUCUAAAUUAACCCGGCAACCAGUAUCAAUACCACCUUCAACUCCUAAACCCGGUGAUUCAAGAGGAGAAAGUCCAGCUGGUUCUGUUAAUAGUUCUGGUGGAAUGACCAAUGGAGCUUUACCUUUAAACACACCUCAUAGACCUCAAAGUCGACUUGGUUUAGCUGGUAGCAAGGCACCAUCUAGUUCUACUACCAGUCUGAAUAAUUCUGUGUCUGCAACUGUGCCUAAAGCUACAUCCACACCUAUGCCUGGUAAAGGUGGAGUAAAGAUUGGUGAUAGAGUUCUAGUGAGUGGAUCUAAGACUGGUGUAUUGAGAUUUAUGGGUGAAACUGAGUUUGCGAAAGGAGACUGGGCAGGUGUAGAGCUAGAUGAACAGAUGGGCAAAAAUGAUGGCGCUGUGGCUGGUAAAAGAUAUUUUGAUUGUAAACCAAUGUUCGGAUUAUUUGCACCUAUACACAAAGUAACCAAGAUAUCCGCUAACUACGUACCUAAUGCUAAUGCCAUGACUAGAUCCUUGAAUACAAGUCUACGUAGUACAAGAGAUCGUAGUGGUAGCCAAGACUCCAUCAGUUCUAUCAGCUCAUCGGCUUCCAGUGUAUCACGAAGUCGGGUAAGACUGGGAGUAUCCACAUUAGGAAGUAAGGUAUAUGCUCGCUUACUCAUGUCAUAUUUUCUUUGCUUUCAUUUUAUUUUCAAAGAAUUUAUUUAG
Lottia gigantea (owl limpet) is the source of this 939-nucleotide messenger RNA. RefSeq lists its product as hypothetical. The transcript has 2 exons. The record is from RefSeq and is a predicted model, not a curated record. Gene Ontology annotation, cellular component: cytoplasm; nucleus; microtubule plus-end. Gene Ontology annotation, molecular function: microtubule plus-end binding. The annotation marks the transcript as partial. Gene Ontology annotation, biological process: cytoplasmic microtubule organization. NCBI's taxonomy places the organism in Eukaryota, Metazoa, Mollusca, Gastropoda, Lottiidae.